Molecule: messenger RNA, 621 nt
Organism: Oikopleura dioica
Lineage: Eukaryota; Metazoa; Chordata; Appendicularia; Copelata; Oikopleuridae
Source: the annotation of a GenBank genome assembly
AUGGAAGGGGGCUUGGACCUGAAUAAUGUGCAGGAAUUACAGUCGGAAUUGAGUCGGUUGUAUCGAGCACUAGAAGAGAGCGAUCAUGAUAUCAGAAAAUACAGGGAGGAAAACAAGUCUCUCCGCGAAGAAAAGCAACUGUACCUCAGUUCAGCGAAGGCAGCCGAUUCUGGCGACGCUGGACAAUCGGCAAAAAAGAUCAUUGAGCUCAGCAAGAAAGUCCGUAACAUAACAGCUGAAAUGGAAAGCGCAAAGACAAAGGUCAGAAACUCGGAGAAAGAGAAUCGAGAGCUGAAGGCGAAAAAUGACCUUUUGGCGGCAAAACUGAAGCAAAAUAAUAUGGACUCUAAUGUGUCAGACAGUGCGAGCGCAUUUUCCCUACAGAACUUGUCAAAAAGAUAUGAAGCAGAGCUGCGAGAAAAAGCAAGGAGAGAAAAGGAACUGCAAACUCAAAUUGAACAACUUCAACUGGAGAUCAAGUCUCAGAAGAAAAUACUUGAGCAAGAGCUUGGCGAGAACUUUACUUCAGCUUCUUCCCUGUUGAAUGGGAACUGGAAAGGUCGACAGAAUCAGAUUAUGGCCCUGCAAAGUCGAAUCAAAGGGAUGGUUCAAUUUUUUUAA